UACCAGUAACCAUCGUCUAUACCGGAGCCUUACCGGAGCUUGACUUUCAAUGAAUAUUAUUUGCUCUUGCAGUCACGUGUAUGCAAACAGAACAGAAAGGAAGCAAUGCAGUAGCAACAUGUAGCAUGACGAAAACUGCAAUAAAUUAGAAAACAAUGAAAUUAUAAAAAUAGCUACAAGAUACGACUGAUCAGUUGAGGAACCAUACAAUCUUUCGGGGCAAAAAUACGCUCUUCCGACCGUCGAAGGGAAAUAACACCCAGUGUGGAAGGUUUUGUUAGCAGGCAGUAACCGAAUCGAACACGGACCAAGCCCCAAAAUGACUGCAGCUGUGUUCUUCGGGUGUACCUUUAUUGCUUUUGGACCUGCCAUUUCCCUAUUUUUGUUUACUAUUGCUAGAGACCCACUCCGAGUGAUCUUUCUCAUCGCCGGGGCUUUCUUCUGGUUAUGUUCUCUGCUGCUGUCUUCACUAGUGUGGUUCAUCACAGUUCAGAUAAGCAACAAAGACAGUUCUUCCCAGCAGAAAGGACUUCUCAUUUUCGGUGUAGUGCUUUCUGUUUUGCUCCAGGAGACUUUUCGCUUUGGCUACUACAAACUGCUGAAGAAGGCAAAUGAAGGCUUGCUCAUGUUAAGUUCAGAGGAAACCAUGCCGAUCUCUAUACAGCAACUGGCCUAUGUGUCCGGUCUUGGGUUUGGCUUCAUGAGUGGGGCGUUCUCAGUGGUCAACAUCCUGGCUGACUCUGUUGGCCCGGGCACGAUUGGUAUCCAUGGAGACUCCCAACACUACUUCCUGUCCUCAGCUUUCAUGACCAUGGCAAUCAUCCUGCUACACAUGUUCUGGGGCGUGGUCUUCUUUGAUGCCUGUGAGAAACAGCUCUGGUGGUCCCUGGCUGUGGUCGUUAGCAGCCACCUCCUCGUCUCCUGUCUGACAUUCCAGAACCCUCAGUACGUGGGCAGCCUAGUACCAACCUACAUCAUCAUGUUCCUCAUGGGUCUUUGGGCGUUCGUCUGCGCCGGGGGAUCACUCAGGAACCUCAAAUUCUGCCUUACCUGCAAAGACAAGGACUUCCUGCUUGCCCAUCACCGGCCCAGAUAACGAAACAAGGCUAUGCUUGAGGCACAGCACACACUCUCUGGGGAGUCCAUGCAAAGAUUGCACACACACACACACACACACACACAUACACAUACAUACAUACAGAGGAGUACACACUGGGUCAAUUGACUUCUUUCCUAUUCUCUGUUCUGUACCAUUGUUUCUGCGGUGCUGGGUGCUGUAAGUAGGGAUAUAUUGGAAAGUUAAUACCUUUUUAACACCUUUUAAAUUUUUUACGGCAUUGGCUGUAAAUAACUUGCUGCAAAUUAGACUAUUAUUCAGCAUUUACCCACCACUACAUCCCUGGAAGGCACUGGUCAUAACGCCUUAUGCCCGUAAAAGGGGAAGUGACAAAUUGUGGCUAUCCCUGUGUUACAAUUCAUUAAAAAAAUGUGUUCAGUUUUGGCCUUAAAGGGGAAGUUUACCCAUUUUUUUAUGUGGCCGUAUGUUUGCAAUUGAUCUAGCAGUUUUUUUUUCUCUCUUUAUGGACAAUAUUGGUUGAGAUUUUUCGCUCAUAAUUUACUGUUGAAUGCAAUGCAUUGUAAAAAAUAUUCUCCAAAUCAAAGCAUAUUAAAUCAGAACAUUCUCCAUAUAAAAAAAAUUAUCAAUUUGGCACUGCCAUAAAUUCAUAUUUGAAUGAUAAUGAACAUCAACGUUUGAGGGUUGUUUUUUUUGCGGACAUAUGAAGGCUGGUCCUGGACUACAAAAUGAGAGAAGAUUUAAUCUUGAUUUUUAUUUUGUCCAGGAUUAGACUUAAUCUGUGUCUGUUAUUAGAAUGGUUCAUAGUUUUUUAGCACUGUGUCGGCACGGGGACACACUCACCUUUCAGUCACUGAUCCAAUCAGGGCCAACUCCAGCCUUUUGGGGGCUCUAUGCAACAUUUGAUUUGGAGCCUCUGACCGCUAAAUCUCGCUUAAUGUCUAGAAUCGGCCAUGGUUCCAAUGCUCCCACCAACCUUUCUGCCUCCCCAAAUCAUGAGUAAUAAAUAAAUAUGAAUUCAUGGCACCAGUUGACCAUUUUAUCAUGUAAAUAAUUAGUUUGGAGACGUCUACAGUAAAAAAAAUAAUAAUGUUAUAAAGUUUGUUUGCAGCAUUUCAGGGCAUUUUAUAGUAUUGUUAGACAUGUUUUCAUCACAUUAAAUUCGAUGGUAAGUGAUGAGUCAGCAUCAUGUGAAAACUUUUUAACUAAACAACAAACAACAACAAAAAUGCUUUGGUCAUGAAUUCAGGCUGUAUGUAGAAAUGGGUGAACAAUAAAGAUACCAGACCUAUACGCUCUGGGUUUGUGCCUUCUCCGGUAAUGAUUAGGUCUGUUGUGAUCUGGGACGGUAUUCAUAAAGCGACUCGGAGUAGCAGUGCUCCUCUUAGAUCAACACCCCCCUCACUGUGUCCAUGUUAUCUUCAUAAGUCUAUUGAAAGGUUAAACUGAUCCUAGAUCUGGAUGGCUACUGAUGGGGCAUUCACAUAAUUGACAGCGUAAGAACGGGGUUGUCGUUGGGUCACUUUCAAUAAAGGCUGUAGCUGCAGUGUGCGCGCUGUCCAAAAAUACCAUUCGGUUUCCGCUUGAUUCCGGGAGUCACAGACCCAAUUGUUCCAAGGACAAAACGGAGGAUGAACUGAUUUUGCUUUAUGAGUUCUCAAGGCGAUACAGCGCCACACUGUAAGGGCUAAGGCGAUGUGUGCAUCAGGUGGGGAAUUUACACUCAGGUGGGACUGCCAAGCUAAUAAAUGUAUAGCAGUGGUCACAUUUCAAGCUAUCCUCUUGUUUGUUCAUUGAUACCCAGCCAAGCUAGUUAUUGAAUAGGGUUGGUAUGGUUUCUCGCUAAUGUCAGUAGACCCGCACUGUUUUCUUUCUGUCUGGACUACUGGGCAUAGAGAGCACAGUGGUAUUGAGAUCUGCCCCGCGACGUCAGUCCUACUCCGUUUUUUUCGGCUCCCUAAUAAGGGACUUGUUUAAACCUGGGACCCCAGGCGGGUGCCAUUAAUGAGGCGGUAGAACAGAAGGAUGAGUCCCAGAUUAGGGCGUGGCAAUGGAACAAUGUAACUGGCUUUGAGGGGCAGAUUUGAAUACCACUGGCCUAUCGUGAAUGCCUACCAGACGUUUUGAGAACAUGAGCCCUGUAUUGCUGUGGCAAAUGCCUCCUCCUGUUAGUGUUGAAUCUGUAUAUUGUACCUCAGAUGUUUGUGUGUAUGUUUUGUCACGGUUUAUUUUAAUCUCCCGCUCUGUUGUUUGCGUUCUGUCAAUGCCGCUGUUUCAUUGUCCAGUUCGGAAGGGGCUUCUAAUGAAAACCAAUAAGUGCAUAUCAACAUCUUGAAUGUGGGUCCUGCUCGAAGUAUUUGGAAUAGUUUGAUUAAAUGAACACAAAAAACAACCCCUCUGUCUCAAAGAAAGAAAGUGGCAUAUUAAAUAUUUCAGAUGUCUUUAUUUGUUUGUCUAGAUGAGUAGGCUAUAAUUGGCCUAGACCUGAACUUUACGUACUGAUGAUGAGCUUUACGUACUGAUUCAAGCUGUUAAUCCUUGUUUUAAGGACACUACAUGUUUUUUAUAAUAUCGCAGUCACCUAAAGGGCUGUUCUGAACUAUUUCGCUAAGUACUGGUAUCUUUUAAUUGGCUAAACCUAAUUUCCAAUCAAGUGAUUUACUUUACCUGUUAACUCCUAUUAAUGUAAAUGCCAAGUUUGAGAAGACAUGCCCUUCAGAAAUCAAUGAUGAAAUCUUUACAUACACUACUUAUAUGUAAAUUAUUAUGUUGAUUUAACAUGGAUAUGACUGGUUUAAAACACAAAUCGUUAGAAACUUCAAUGGACUUGAUUUCAGACUAGACUAUAAAAAAACGAGUGUCACUAAUAGUUUCCUCGGAUGACCUUUAUGUAUCUGAACAUAGACAUGAUGAUUACACUGACAGGGUAAAUUUUCCCUCACAACCUUUUGGAAUGUAUAUAAUAUUGUUUCUUAAUUAAAGUAUAUCAUCCUUAA
Esox lucius (northern pike) is the source of this 4071-nucleotide messenger RNA. RefSeq names its product APH1B gamma secretase subunit (gene aph1b). Gene Ontology annotation, molecular function: protein-macromolecule adaptor activity. Bases 320 to 1096 code for a protein of 258 amino acids. The transcript has 6 exons. The record is from RefSeq and is a predicted model, not a curated record. Gene Ontology annotation, biological process: protein processing; Notch receptor processing; positive regulation of catalytic activity. Gene Ontology annotation, cellular component: membrane; gamma-secretase complex; endoplasmic reticulum. NCBI's taxonomy places the organism in Eukaryota, Metazoa, Chordata, Actinopteri, Esociformes, Esocidae.